AUGUCGUCCACGGCAAUCCCAAAGGUCGUUCCGGCCCAACUCUCCUUCUUAGCCAUAUACAGCCCCGCGCUCGGUACGUCGGAUGAGACUUUCCACCAGCAGAUUGUCUUUUACUACUCAAAAGCCGCCAAGGCUCGCUCCAAGCUGAAGGAUGGCGACACGCGUAGGAAGCAGGAACUGCGCGAGGAGGAGAACGAGAAACUGCGUCAGGUUGGGCUAGCCCAGGGCAUGUCGAUUGAUCUCACCCAACUCCCCGCUCCCACCGGCCUCACGCGAACCGACUCGAGCACCGAUACCACCGAGCCCGUCAUUGAGUACUCGGCACGCGAAGUCAGCCCACCUCAACUACUCAUUCAGCAACUCCUGCGCGCCCAAUCGACCUUCCUGCUCCAUCAUGGCUCAACAAUGGAGGCCAUGUUCGCAAAGUAUGGUCGCACAAAGUUCUGCAGUAUACUGGACAAGUACUGGUCCCGCUUCUCUGCCAGCUGGGACGUGCUUCUCCAUGGAAGUCCUGCAGUGGACAUAUAUGGCGGCAUGAAGCUGGCGGCGGGUGGAGAGUUGGGCAUGGGCGUGGGGGAAGAGGAGUGGGGCAGCAGCGAGCGUGAUGUGCUUGAGGACUUUGCCCGGAGAACAACAGGACUUGUUGAUGUCAUGGUAUCGCGCUUCGGCGAAGCCCCACCUCUACAGCAAGCAAAGACUUCCCCAGACCCGAAGACGCUCGAAGUGUCGGAACUGGGACCUUGGAUUGGAGCGGGGAGGAAUGUACAUGCAUCAGACGGAGUCGUCUUUUCAGGGUUGGGGGCAGCUUCGAUGCUACCACUGGGCAUCCCUCCACCGAUCGUCAAGGCUGCUGAAAACUCCCUUGACAAGGCAGCAGCCGCUGUUGAAAACAAGGCCCAGGCAGAUGCACCCGCACCUGAAUCUAAGCCGAUGCUGGCAUCUCUAGGUGACACCGAGACAUGGAUGAAAUACAUGACGCUUGGCUAUGGCACAGCAUGGGGUGGAAGGAAGACGACGGAAACCCCUGAACCUGCGGUUCCAGCUCCAGCUCUAGCACCUUCGCGCGCGCGUGAACGGACACCUUCGCCAGCAGCCAUGCGUUACGUCGAACCAGCGCCUGAUGUAGACCCGACAGAAGAGAAGUUGAAACUACAGAUACGACUAGAGAAUGAUGGCUAUUUUCUGGUAGGGCUCAAGGGUGAUUUGCGAGAAGUGCACGAUGGGGAAGACGAUGAGGGCGACUGGAACAACCGAAUACCACUGCGAACAAUCCAUGUUGAGAUCAACCGCAAAAACUCUUCAGUGGGGUCAACUGAUGUCGACUCAGACGACACACCACAAUACGAGAAGGACAUGAGUGUACAGUCUACAACCACAGGCAAACUAUCCCGGUUACGGCCUGUGGUUUAUGUGGGAAGCGUUUUUGGUCAGACGAGCAAGAGACACAUCACAUUCCAGUACCGCGAGCACUUCAAGCCGUUUUGCGAAUGGUAUGUGGAGUAG
Messenger RNA from Pyrenophora tritici-repentis Pt-1C-BFP, 1503 nucleotides. The record is from RefSeq and is a predicted model, not a curated record. NCBI's taxonomy places the organism in Eukaryota, Fungi, Ascomycota, Dothideomycetes, Pleosporales, Pleosporaceae.